AUGGAAGACGGAAGCUGGAUUAUUGAGUCCAUCUUGCAGUUUACGCAUUCACCGUUGUGGCGCACCCCCAUUAACAAUUUUGUGGACGACAACUGUUUUCUAUUCAGUACCGAUGAGAUGACGGUAGAGCAGACGGAAGUGCAUUUGGCCUUCCGGAAUCUGGCGGACAACCUCAUAACCGCGUUUGUGGAGGAGCUCGGCGUCCCGCUGGAGACUGUUCUGGAGGUGGUGCACAAGCACGUGAAUGAACAGAGCCCAUUGCAGCAACCUGCAGAGAAGUUUCUACACAAUCUCUUUUACAUGGACGACUUCCGCUCCUUUCACAAGAUGAUGAUGCGGCGAAAUAUUCAGCUGGACGUUAUCGCCUCGCGAAUACUUGAACACCAGAAAAACGGCCGCGUUGGAGAAACGUCACCUGAGGAAGAGGUGAUGAUGGACGAGGAGGCGGCACUCCACUUAGCCAUUAAGGCUUCGCUUGAGGAUGAGGAGACCGCACGCAAGAUGAUGGAACUGGAAGACAUGCAAAUACAAGAGGCCCUCGCGUUGUCUAUUGCAGCAGAAGAAGAGCGUCUCCGGCGUCGAAGCGGAACAAUGAAGAAGGGGGUCAAGAAACAAGUGACUGAUGUGAAAGUGACAGGGACUGAGCAUGUCGUCAAGGAAAAGCUGGGAGAGUUGGUGGAAGCGGAAGAAUGUAUUAUUGAGAAACUGGAGGCCCGCGCACUGGAGGUGCGGAAGGAGACUAUGAAGCGCAACAUCAGUGUAUCACAAAAUGUGGCAUUCUCGGGAUCGGGCGACCUUUCAGCGGAGAAAGUUACUGCGCCUGAGGGUGCAGCUAAGCAGCAACAAGACGUAUCUCCCGCUCCGGCCCCGGCGACGGACAAACCGCCCACAAAGAAAAUAGUGCCGCCAUUUCUGCCUUCUGGCAAAGUAUUUGGUUUUAAGACACUUCCUUCUAUCCAACCUUCCUUCAAACAGUUGGAGUCUGUGGUCUUGGGAACGGCAAUGCCGCCCUCACCACAGUCUGGCAAGCAGUCUGGAGUUACACCAGCAGCUGCUGUGUCACCUCCUACAAUGGAAGAGAUGGAGGAACGAGCACGACACAUGCGUGAGCAGCGAGAGAAAAUUUUGGCACGUAACAAGGCUAACAGAGAUAAAGAGUUGAAUGAUUAUUCCGUCGAAGGAGAGAAGAGCAACGUGAAACCGAGUAGUAUUCAGGAAGGAGAAAAACAGAUGAUGCUGGAGCUUGCGCGGCGCCUGCGGGAGGACAUUGUUCGCGAAGCAACCAAGUAA
Molecule: messenger RNA, 1290 nt
Organism: Trypanosoma rangeli
Lineage: Eukaryota; Euglenozoa; Kinetoplastea; Trypanosomatida; Trypanosomatidae
Product: putative coiled-coil domain-containing protein 104
Exons: 1
Coding region: 1-1290 (429 amino acids)
Cellular component (GO): axoneme; ciliary base
Source: RefSeq, a predicted model, not a curated record